Castor canadensis (American beaver) is the source of this 558-nucleotide messenger RNA. The record is from RefSeq and is a predicted model, not a curated record. Lineage: Eukaryota; Metazoa; Chordata; Mammalia; Rodentia; Castoridae.
AUGGAUAGGUACUUGAUGUGCUUGCUUCCCAUGUUCUUCCUCCAAGGCUCCAUGUGUGAGCACUGGUGCAUGUGUGUGCAUGUCACUGUGAUGGAGAAUGAUGUUUUCUGUUCUGUAAUUGCCUGCAGGUGUAACGGGCCCACUAGUCAUGACUGCAUUUACCACCCAUGGAUGGGCCAUUCCACUUUACCACAACAUGCUAGAACUCCCUUGAUUGCAGCAGGAGUCAUCGGUGGGCUCUUCAUUCUGGUCAUUGUGGGUCUAACAUUUGCAGUCUAUGUUAGAAGGAAGAGCAUUAAGAAGAAAAGAGCUUUGAGAAGAUUCUUGGAAACAGAGUUGGUAGAACCCUUAACUCCCAGUGGCACAGCACCCAAUCAAGCUCAACUUCGUAUUUUGAAAGAAACUGAACUCAAGAGGGUAAAAGUCCUUGGCUCAGGUGCUUUUGGAACUGUUUAUAAAGGUAUUUGGGUACCUGAAGGAGAAACAGUGAAGAUUCCUGUGGCUAUUAAGAUUCUCAAUGAAACAACUGGUCCUAAAGCCAAUGUGGAAUUCAUGGAU